Molecule: messenger RNA, 513 nt
Organism: Mucor velutinosus
Lineage: Eukaryota; Fungi; Mucoromycota; Mucoromycetes; Mucorales; Mucoraceae
Exons: 2
Coding region: 1-513 (170 amino acids)
Source: RefSeq, a predicted model, not a curated record
AUGUCCAACAAUACAAACUUGAAGAGAACACGCUCGACAGAAUCACUGGAAAAGGCAUUCAAGCGAUCAAGACCGUUUUAUGCUGCUGGCUCACCAGCAUCUGUGUCCAGUGAGCCCAUUUUGCCACCCAUUACCAACCCAUUCUCUCCAUCUUCUACCCGUCAAUUAGCAUCAGCAUCCACAACAGAACCAUCCAGCAUAGUAUACCCCACCAUUGUAGCAGCAUCAUCACCUCCAUCGCUAGAAACCAUAUCCAUAUCCACAAAGACAGACUCCAGUAUACCGCCCUCCCUGCACUCGUCACCAACCACACAUCAGCCACUGUCAGACUACAGCCAUGUCAACGGCAUGUUGCAUAGCCUUCAUGUCCAACGAUUUGGUGAUCCAGAGAGCCGGGAGAGCUGGUGGGAAUCGCAGGAUCAAGACAUUGAUAUGGAAGAAACGAAUGACGAAUAUGCCACUGCCAAUUCCGUUUUGCGACAAGCUUUUCUUCAACGACGACACUACGGUUAA